This is a messenger RNA of Hydractinia symbiolongicarpus, 2640 nucleotides long. RefSeq names its product armadillo-like helical domain-containing protein 3. The record is from RefSeq and is a predicted model, not a curated record. The transcript is spliced from 26 exons. Lineage: Eukaryota; Metazoa; Cnidaria; Hydrozoa; Anthoathecata; Hydractiniidae. Gene Ontology annotation, cellular component: cytosol. The coding region runs from base 84 to 2111 and encodes 675 amino acids. Gene Ontology annotation, biological process: regulation of Golgi organization.
CACAACAACUAUUCUGAUAUAGAAUUAAAAAACAUUUUUAGAACAACACACCUGUAAAUAAUUACAAUGCAAAUGUAUUGAAAAUGAAACAAAGUUCACCAACUAGAAAGAACUUCAAAGAAAAAAUAGUUAUAUUCUACGACUCUGUGUUUCAGGGUGAAGAUGUGUCUGCAAUUAGUCCAAACAUAUGGAAUGAGAUUUUCCUCUUGAAAGUGAAUGUUCCGUAUUUAGAAGAAUUAUUACGCUGUUUGGAGCCAGAUGAUUUAUUGAAAUUAAAGGGGAAUAUCAAUGAGUUGUUUUCAAGAUGCUGUCUUACUUUGAAAGAAGAUCAUCAAAUCAAGAUUGUGAAUGCUCUGCAGACUUUAUGUACUGUUAUGAAAUGUGUGUUUGAGAAGAAGUUUUCAGACUUUGGCUAUGAUGUUAUCAAUAUAUUAGUGGGAUUCGAUGAAGCUGAAAUUGGAAUGCAGAGAUUGAUAGAUUGUCUGAGUGGAUUUCUGGUUGGUGAUUACUCAGUCAGUCUAAAGAACCUGGUGCUGAAAUUGCUUCUUAUUAUUACAACAGCAGUGGAUAAUGUCAGUAGCAACACCUUAUUAGAAUAUUUGAUGAUGAACAGUGUAUUUGAUACGAUUGUUCAGAUAUUAGCUGAUCCAGGACUAAGAUCUGACCAUGGUCAUGAAGCCAUCUUGUUGUUAUGCAUAUUAGUGAAUUACAGAAAAAAUGAAAUGCAAAAUCCCUACCUGAUAAAACUUUCAAUUCUCGACAACGAAUUAGCUUUGAACGGAUUAGGUUUGGUGAUUUCUGAUAUUCUCUCAAGCUGCAACAGAAAGUUUGCAUUGCGAAAAUCUAAAGAAAUUCCAUCUGGUGGCUUAUUUACGACAUUCACUAGUUUUGUUGGUAGUAUGUUCGUGCAAAGCGAAGCAGACGCUCCUUCUACUGUGAGCUCGGAUAACGAUGCAAUCUUGCUUGCGUUGUAUGAAGCUGUGUUAACCAACAGAAAUUUUUUCACCGUUCUCAGCCACGUCAUGAGUCACGAUAAAGAGGCAGAGCAUGCGCAUAAACACCUUGUUAUUGAACGAACAGUGUCAGCUGGCGAAGAAUCUCUGCAAGAAGAAGAAAACAUCGACCAAAUACAGUCCGGUAACCUGAUGGCUACGUUUUUACGAUUUUCCUCGAUCUCGAUACAAGACACGAAACAUGAAUCUGGUGCACAUACAGCUCGUCUGUGUUUAAUUAUAUUGAAUUGCAUUGUGGAGGAUCAAUAUGCAAAUGCGUUCCUUCACGACAACAAUUUGACAUUUUCUGUUCCAAUAUAUAAGCUGAAUUUGUAUCACAGAAAAGUCGGUCUGGAAGUCCCAAGCUCAAGACCUCUAGCAUGUGUCUUGCUAGAUUUAAUGGUAGAAUUUACCAUCACGCAUAUGAUGAAAACAUUUCCAAUCGAUUUAUACAAGCGCUGUAUCGGGAUUAUACACAGGUGUUUAUGCUAUCAAAAGAGGUGUCGAAUACGCUUGCAGUACUGCUGGAAAGACCUAUGGACGGCACUUAUGAAUUUACUUAAAUAUAUCAUAUCUAACGAAAACCUCUUCAUACCGAAAUAUAAUGUCUUAGAUUUGGCUGUCCAGGUAGUCAGCAUCUUUAAUUUAUUUAUUACUUAUGGCGACACAUUUCUUCCGACGCCCACUUCAUAUGAUGAACUCUACUACGAAGUAAUUCGUGUCCAUCAAAUAUUCGACAACUUGUAUUCCUUAGCCUUACGCUAUAUAUCCAGCGAUAAUGAGUUGAAAACAUCAGCAAACAAAUUAAGUAGCUCGUUGGUUAAUGUCAGAGCUAUAAUUCACCACUUCGCACCAAAAAUCGACACUUACACUCAAAAACAUAACAAAUCAUCUCUAACAGAAGACGAGGUCUUAGAAGUCAUUCGAGGAAAUUACGAAACUCUGACCUUAAAGUUAAUGGAAGGUUUGGAUUCUUAUUCAAAAUACUCGGAACAGCCGAACGAGACUUCUUUUUUUACUCAACUGAUUCGUGGAAUAACAAACCGUGUUCGGCGCAACAUUCACGUCACCAACCUUCAACAGCUUAGCGUGCUACAAGAAUUUUCAACCAUCACGUGAUACCAUCACAUCAUCAAAUACAAGCAUGAGAAUCAUCAUUGGUGUUGCAUGACUUUCUCUGUUUUUCACUCACCAGAAAACCCGUUGUUUUAUAAUCGUGACUAUUAAUUGUUGAACAAAUGGUAGAAAGAAGGUGAUAUAGACUGGACAGUUGAACAAGUCUUAUUUGUAUGGAUGAGUGCGUGUGAGUUUGAAAGACAGUAUCAGCACUCACCUCGAUUUUUCUUCUAAUCAUUUUUCUGCGUUCACUUCAAACUAUAUUUUAGUACUUAACAAUAAUUUUUUUAUUUUUUUAAAAAAAAAACGUUAAAGGCACUGGAGAUGCAUUAUCAUCUUUUUGUUUAAUUUUUAAGGUCUCAAAUUUCGAAGUUUGAUCGAUUACUUUUGUUAUAUUAAUUGCGUUUAAAGUUAUUUUGGUAAACAAGGUAAUGAAUUCUAUACUUCUACGCUAAAACACAUGCUGGGAUUGUAAUAUAUGGGGAUUUAUUGUCUAAAUGAAAUAUAUAUAUAAAACAGAGAGUUGUUUUUC